Williopsis jadinii is the source of this 749-nucleotide messenger RNA. RefSeq names its product lipid-binding protein HSP12 (gene HSP12). Lineage: Eukaryota; Fungi; Ascomycota; Saccharomycetes; Phaffomycetales; Wickerhamomycetaceae. The record is from RefSeq and is a predicted model, not a curated record. The coding region runs from base 224 to 586 and encodes 120 amino acids. The transcript has a single exon.
CCGCAAAAUUGCUCUUUGUCAAAAUCGACGGAGCAAGCAACUCGUCUUAAAUUAGCAAAGGUCUUCAAACCUGAGCACUGAAAAUCACCCCCUUAAACAUCCAAGGUUGCUAUGUCCUCUUGUCUAUUCCUCAAGUAUAUAAGAAACAGACCGUGCGCUAUUUCAUCAAUUGGUUCUUCUUCUUAUAUACUAUCAUAACUAAAAACAAAUCUCACAAUACACAAUGGCUGACGCAGGUAGAAAAGACUUUUCCGACAAAAUUGCAGAGGGUAUUACCCCAGAUUCCCAAAAAUCGUACGCUCAGCAAGCAAAGGAGGGGGUGACUGACGGUUUGGACAAGGCAGCCCGUACUUUACAACCAGAUAACACCAAGUCCACCAGUCAACAGCUCGGUGACUCUGUGUCCUCCGGUGCUGAAAAGGGUGCAAGUGCUGCCGAGGGCUCUGGUAAGAGUUUGGAGCAAACCGCCUCCGAGUAUUUGGACUCUGCAAAGAAGGCGGUCAACGAUGCUGUUGAGUAUGUCUCUGCUUCUGUCAGCGGUGCCAGCGAGGGUGCUAAGGACGGUGCUGCUGCUACAAAGAAGUAAAUUGGGCAUGUUUAUUGAACAUUCCUAAACACCAAUGACACUCUUCACAAAGAAUUUUAAAUUGAAAUAACUUUUAUCGAUACAUAUAAUUGAAUGACAACCAACGUUCUUUGAUUGGACAUCGUGAAUUGUAAGGCGUUGUUGAAAUUCAACAAAAUUCGUG